ACCAUGGGCGAUCUUAUCCCGAAUGAAAGUAAUUAUAAAAAUAGACGCCUUUUUUAAGAACCGCGGCAUCGGAGGUACUCGCUAGUUUGCGCACGUAAUUUGCAUUUAAAAAUCGAGUAGUAAUCACUGUGCGGUAUUCUGAAGUCAAAAACUUCACCCCUUCUAGAGGCUUCUUUGGCUGUCUUGUCUGCGAUUUCAUUCCCCGUGAUGCCUCGAUGGGAAGAAAUCCAGGCCAACUAGAGGUUUAUAUUUUUGGAAAAAAAGCUGAUCUUUAAUUCGAGCUUUUUCAAGGUCCAUUUGCCAGAUAACUAUAAGUGCUUGGAGGAUGGCCCAAGCCUCAGCCGAAAAGAUGGUAACUUCGGUUGGCAAUUUAUGCCUCAGUUGAAAGUCCAAGUCUGGAGAGUAUACGCCGGCGCCCACAAAGCCUGACUCGUCUUUGGAACCGUCAGUGUAAAACGAGACAGCAUUUCUCCUCAGGUCCUGAGUGCUUUCAAGGAAAAUAGAAUUAACGUUUUGGAUGUCAGAGUGAAAAUGGAUAGGCUUUUUCAUGGCGAAUGGGAUGUCUGGUGGCUGUAAUUAGAUCGUCCAGACUGGUGGUAACCGGGCUGAAUUCUUGGCUGAUGUUCUUGAUGACUAAUUUGGAGGCUGCAAUAACAAUCUGCUUCCUCUUUGUUCUCUCGUGGACUCCGUAUGGUGUUCUCGCAAUGAUUGGUGCUUUUGGAAAUAAGGCAUUGUUAACUCCCGGUAUCACGAUGAUACCAGCAUGCGCGUGCAAAUUUGUGGCUUGCCUGGAUCCAUAUGUAUAUGCCAUAAGCCAUCCAAGAUACAGGUUGGAACUGCAAAAACGAUUACCAUGGUUAGAAUUGCAAGAGAAGCUUCCCGCAGACACACAGAGCUCUACAACUGAAACAGUGAAUGCGCCAUUAUCUUAAAUCUCAUUCAAUUUUAUAUAAUGACUGUAGUUAUUUAUGAUAUGAUAUGAUCAAUUGUCCUUAUAAAGAUUAUAUUUCUUGUUAUUACAGUAUGUUGAUUGUAUAGUCUAUAUUAAUCUAGUAGCAAGUAAACAAUUGUAAAUUCAUAAAUGUGAAUAAUGUAAGCUUAAUAAGCAUAA
Temnothorax curvispinosus is the source of this 1111-nucleotide messenger RNA. Its product is annotated as opsin, ultraviolet-sensitive-like. The coding region runs from base 555 to 932 and encodes 125 amino acids. Lineage: Eukaryota; Metazoa; Arthropoda; Insecta; Hymenoptera; Formicidae. The record is from RefSeq and is a predicted model, not a curated record. The transcript is spliced from 5 exons.